Molecule: messenger RNA, 1382 nt
Organism: Paecilomyces variotii
Lineage: Eukaryota; Fungi; Ascomycota; Eurotiomycetes; Eurotiales; Thermoascaceae
Product: Fip1 motif-domain-containing protein
Exons: 3
Coding region: 137-1159 (340 amino acids)
Cellular component (GO): mRNA cleavage and polyadenylation specificity factor complex
Molecular function (GO): RNA binding
Source: RefSeq, a predicted model, not a curated record
CAAUCAUACGCAGAGCAGAGAUCGUCCAGCCCGGGCAAGCUCAGAGCUUCCUGGGAUGCAAGGUAAACAGCAUUCGCGAUUCUCUUCCUUUUUCCAGACCUGCCUCUUCAAUUGAAGCGGCCAACGAGUCGAGAAAAUGGAGGAAGAUGACGAUGAUCUCUAUGAGCCAGGCGACGCCGUUCCCGCUCAGACGCAAAAUGGCACCACCCAACAGGCCUCGGACGCGCAGGACGGAGAGGAAGUCGAAGAGGUAGAGGUUGAGGUGGAGGAUGAUGAUGAUGACUUCAACAUCAUAACUGAAGCUCCACCCGAUGCACCGCCUCCAGAAGUCGCACUCCCUCGCCAUGCUAGUCUACGCAGUGAACCACCGCGCCCAUCUUCGGUGGACUCUGUUGCAAUUCCUAAAGCUCCGACACCAUCCAUCACACCAAAAGUCGAGACCCCUUCCCCCGCGAUUUCGGCCGUCAAGCCUGCUGUGCCACAGAAACCGGGAUCAGCCUAUCCUCCCAUUCAUGCCUCGAAUAUCGAUGUCCACGCGAACCCGAUACACCCUGCUACAGGAAAGCCGAUUACAUCUACGGACAUUGACGCAGACUUCCCCGGAGAAGAUGACAAGCCGUGGAGACGGCCCGGGACAGACUUGACGGACUACUUCAACUACGGCUUUGACGAAUUCACAUGGGCUAGUUACUGCCUCAAGCAGCAGGAGCUGCGGAAAGAAGUUGGGGAUCAACGGAAGCAGCUCGAGGACAUGCAAGCUUUCCUCAUGGGCGGCAUCCCAGGACUGCCUGGGGCGCCUCCUGGAGCUCCAGGACCACAGCCAGGGCCUGCACCCCCAGGCAUGCCAGGCCUCCCCGGGAUGCCUGAAAUGUCGCCCGAUAUGAUGCAGGGAAUGCUUGCCGGGAUGAUGUCUCAGGGCUUGGAUCCGGCUUCUAUGGAUCCUAUGUCGUUUAUGCAGCAUGCCCAAGCAAUGAUGGGUGGAAGCCAACCCGGUGCUGCUGGCGGCCAACCGGGUCCCGGUGGUUUUGGUGGUCAGUCUCAACCCCAAGGCUUUGGAGGUCAAGGAGGUGGCCAGCAGCAGAUGGGUUACGGAGGCUACGACCAGCGAGGAGGCUUUGGUGGUGGCCGGGGAAGAGGUGGAGGUGGAAGAAGGUGGUAAGGAGAGACUCGAUGAUAUGUAUGUUAUUAUUUUUUCUGUGGUUACCUUCCGGUUGGAGGCAUGUUCAGGUUGGGGAAUGGAUUACUUCGACGCUGGCGUUUAAAGCAAGGGAAUCGGUCAGUCAGACCGUUCAAAAAUGAAGGCAUUCGACUUGGCUUUUCUUGAGUAUUGAGCGAUAUUAAAUCACGAUAUAUUUAAUCACGGAGUAGAAUGGUAGUAGCUU